Tetrahymena thermophila SB210 is the source of this 822-nucleotide messenger RNA. Its product is annotated as 50S ribosomal protein L1P. Gene Ontology annotation, cellular component: large ribosomal subunit. Gene Ontology annotation, molecular function: structural constituent of ribosome; RNA binding. Gene Ontology annotation, biological process: translation. NCBI's taxonomy places the organism in Eukaryota, Ciliophora, Oligohymenophorea, Hymenostomatida, Tetrahymenidae. The transcript is spliced from 6 exons. The record is from RefSeq and is a predicted model, not a curated record.
AUGAUCGGAUUAAGAUAACUUAGCUAAGCACUUCAUGUCACCCAAUAUUUAACCAUGGUUAAUAAGAACAUGGCCAAUUUCGCAAAAUUAAAAAGAAGAACAAAAAAACCUAAAAAAGAAGAUGAAAACAAUCCUAUUUAUAAUAUAUUCUAAGCUCUUAAAUUAGUUAGAUGCCAUUCUAUUGCUCCCUACCCAGAAACUAUUGAUUUUAGCGUUAUUUUGAAUGUUGAUCCUCGUCACGGUGACCAAAUCGUUAGAGGUUCUGCUAAGAUGCCUGCAGGUUUGGGAAAAUCUAAAAAGCUUUGCGUUUUCGCAUCUGAAUCAUUAAAGCAAUAAGUUCUUGAUGCAGGCGCCGAUAUUUUUGGUGACGAAGAAGUUCUUAAAAAUAUUAAGAAUGGUGUCAUUGAUUUCGAAUAAAUUAUAGCUACUUCUGAUGCCAUGGUUAAACUUAAAGCUUAUGCUAGAACUUUAGGUCCUAAGGGUCUUAUGCCUAACUAAAAGAUUGGUAAUCUUGUCAGUGAUGAAAAAUUAGUUUAAGCUAUUGUAGAUGCUAAGUAAGGUUAAGUCUAAUUCAGAGUUGACCCUGGUAGCAACAUUCACUCUCCCUUGGGUAAGGUGAGCUAUAGUGACGAAUAGAUUCUUACGAAUCUUAAAUCUCUAAUGUAAACUUUAGUUGAAAAGAAGCCUGCUGUUGUAAAAUCAAAUUAUUUCGUUGACGCUUAUGUAAAAUGUACUAAAGGUCCUAGCUUUAGAGUUUAAAUAGAUAACAUUGAUCCUAGAAAUAAAGCCUCACUUAUAAAUACUUUCAAUUAACAAUAAUGA